AUUAUAAACCCCAACCCCCACCCCCUCUCCCCUCUAUAUCAAUUUACUGUCACUCCCCAUCUCACCACCACAUUCUCUUGAUUCUUGAAAGAAGAAGAAUGGGUGUUUCUUCUAAUGAGAACAAUCAAGCUAGGAUGACUAAAUCAACAAAUGGUCAAGAAAUGGGAUACAGAGAAUUUGGAGUGGAGACGAGGAACAAUCGAAGAGCAUUGAGUGCAAUUAAUCAGAAUUUUAUUGGAGCUAAUCAGUACCCUUGUGUUGUUAACAAGAGAGGAUUAUCUGAUGCUAAUGAAAUCUGCAACAAGAAUCCUCCUAUUCCAGCUCAUAGACCAAUCACAAGGAAAUUUGCUGCACAAAUUGCUAGCUCACGACAGCAUUAUCAAGAGGAAACCAAGAAACCUAAAUUAGCAGCUGAAGGUUUUCAUGUAUGGGAGGAUGUACAUAUAAUAGAUGUGGAUGAAUAUGAGGCAGAAAAGGACCAACCUGUUCCAAUGUCUUUGGAACAAACUGAGACGAUAUUACAUGACAACAAGACUCAAAUGGAGAUUGAGAUGGAGGAUAUAUUUGAGGAGACGGCGAUAGAUAUUGACAGUGGUGACUUAAAGAAUCCACUUGCAGCUGUUGACUAUGUCCAAGAUCUGUAUGCUUACUACUCAAAAAUGGAAGUCUGCAGCUGUGUCUCGCCAGACUAUAUGGCACAACAGUCUGACGUAAACGAGAGGAUGAGAUCUAUACUAAUAGACUGGCUAAUUGAGGUACAUCACAAGUUCGAUCUCAGGGAAGAGACGUUAUUCUUAACUGUUAACUUAAUAGAUAGAUUUUUGGAGAAGCAAUCUGUUGUGAGAAAGAAGCUGCAGCUUGUUGGACUGGUUGCCACACUACUCGCGUGUAAAUAUGAGGAGGUUACUCUCCCUGUGGUGGAUGAUUUGGUGUUUAUUUCGGAUAAAGCAUACUCAAGGAAGGAGGUUCUUGAAAUGGAAAAAUUGAUGCUCAAUACACUCCAGUUUAAUAUGUCCGUUCCUACUCCAUAUGUUUUUAUGAGAAGAUUUCUCAAGGCUGCUCAAUCGGAUCGAAAGCUUGAGCUACUUUCGUUCUUCUUGAUUGAGCUUUGCCUCGUGGAAUACGAGAUGCUUAAAUUCCCACCAUCCUUUAUCGCUGCUGCUGCAAUCUUUACAGCUCAGUGCACACUUUAUGGUGUUAAACAAUGGAGCACGACUUGUGAGUUGCAUACAAAAUACUCAGAAGAUCAACUUCUGGAGUGCUCGAGAUUGAUCGUGGGAUUCCACCAAAGGGCAGCAACGGGGAAACUAACAGGGGUACAUAGAAAGUAUAACACGUCUAAAUCUGGUUAUGCAGCAAAAUGUGCGCCAGCUCAUUUUCUUCUUGAGCAGUGCCAAUAAGAGGAUGAACAUGUUUAGUUUUUACUAACUUUACGUGACAUCUUUAGUCGGGUCUCUAAUUUAUAUCAUAUGGUGAGCGUCUAAUGGAGUUACAGAACUUAAAAUAACUCGCAACUGCUGAAUUUGACAACUUUUUCGUAGAUUAGUUUAGGCUCAUUUGUGAACAACUUUGAGUUGUCCUGAAUUGUGUUUUUUUCUCUUUUUACAACUGUAAUAAAAUCAUUAGAUAUUUUAUUCAUAUUAAUGUUGUCUCCUUCUCA
Molecule: messenger RNA, 1660 nt
Organism: Capsicum annuum
Lineage: Eukaryota; Viridiplantae; Streptophyta; Magnoliopsida; Solanales; Solanaceae
Product: G2/mitotic-specific cyclin-2
Exons: 11
Coding region: 99-1400 (433 amino acids)
Biological process (GO): mitotic cell cycle phase transition; regulation of cyclin-dependent protein serine/threonine kinase activity
Cellular component (GO): nucleus; cytoplasm; cyclin-dependent protein kinase holoenzyme complex
Molecular function (GO): cyclin-dependent protein serine/threonine kinase regulator activity
Source: RefSeq, a predicted model, not a curated record